AUGUUAGAAAACAUCAUGGAGUCAGAAAAUCAAAGUGUUGUAUGUGGUUUACAUUUGACAAAUUUUCUCUCAUCAUUUCAGGAGUUAGAGGAAUUCUGGGCCUAUCAAGAACUACUGGGAACCUUUGUCAAGCGUCUGACUUAUUGUGUAUCUGCAGAACUCCUACCACUCAUGGAAAUACCCGGCGUCAAACUGGGUAGAGCUAAGCAGUUAUACAAUGCUGGAUUCCAGUCUGUGGCGUCAGUGGCGGCUGCUGAUCCCGAGAUCCUUGUUAAAUCCAUACAGCAGAUCCCUCGUAAAGCGGCCAAACAGAUCGUCGCUUCCGCAAAAGUUUUACUAAAUGAGAAAGCUGAGGUCUUACUACAGGAAGUGGAGGAACUGAUGACGGUUCCGGUCGACCGAUCAGCUGUACAGAGUUCACAGGGUCAAGCCUCUCCCUGGGAUGACAUGGACUUGUUUUCUAGUCUUAUACACAGUCCUCUACCUCAUUAUGAAAACUGACAUCCUGUUUACUUGGACAAAAAGUGCAUUUAGAAAAUGAGGGAAUAAUCAUGAACCCCACAAAUGAUUUACGUGUAAAUUCCUGCCGUCCUUUGGGUUUAAAUAAGUUGAAUGUGACGUCUUAGUUAAACAGACUGUAGUGCUUAGGUUGUUCAAUUGUUCAUUUAACUUCUGAAUAUACAGAUUGCUAUUUUUUUUUACAUGAAAGAUAAUUACUUGUACCUAGUCAAAUAUGUAUGUAGCAUACAAAGUGAAUGUGCAAGAUCGGUGUCUGCUAAUGAAAGAGUGAUGCUUAAAGAAAUAU
Molecule: messenger RNA, 805 nt
Organism: Saccostrea cuccullata (small rock oyster)
Lineage: Eukaryota; Metazoa; Mollusca; Bivalvia; Ostreida; Ostreidae
Product: helicase POLQ-like
Exons: 4
Coding region: 1-501 (166 amino acids)
Source: RefSeq, a predicted model, not a curated record